AUGAUAUCAGAAGAACAAAUGAAACACAUACUGGAGGCCCUGCAGGCCAGCUUCAUGGCACUACUCACGGAAAUGCAGCGGAAUUGGGGACCGGCAUCCAGAGAGAACAAGAGGAAACAGAUCGAACAACGGAUCACCGAGUUCGUUUACGAUCCAGAGGGAGGAGUGAAUUUCGAAGCCUGGUUUCGAAAGUACGAAGGACUGUUCGAAAAGGAGGGAGCAGAACUGGACGACAAGACGAAAGUGGAAAUCAUUCUGCUAAAACUGGCCCAGCGGGAACACGAGCGGUACGUAAUGUUCAUUCUGCCUCAGAAACCACCAGAUGUCUCGUUUAAGGACACGGUCAAGCAUUUGGAAGCAUUGCUCUGUUUUACAAAGUCGUUAUUCAAUCGACGUUAUGAAUGUUUCAAGUUAGAACGUAAGCCUGAAGAAGACUAUUUUGACUUGGCCGGUCGAGUUAGGUAUACUUUUCAGCAAGCCGAGCUAGAACAGGCCACCAGCCCACAGAUUAAAGCAUUAUUUUUCAUUAAGUCGUUGACGUCGCGAGAAGAUGCAGAUGUGUGCACGCGGUUACUCGCCCAGCUAGACCAGAAAGGCGAUAUGACAGUACAGGACCUGGCGGAGGAAUGUGUCCGAAUCACAAAUAUCAAGCAAGAUACCCGGCUUAUUGGAAGCACAAAUAGUCAGCCAGCUUACGUUUUUGACACAAAAUCGAGACAAUCACAACCGAAUAGAGUUUCUCCACGGAAGCCAAAGACGGCUUGUUGAUUGUUCGGCGGCUGGCACUACGUGAGUGAAUGUCCCUAUCGUAUUAGGAAGUGCUAAAAAUGUUCCCGUGUUGGCCAUAAAGCUUCACAAUGCAGAGCAGCGCACACUAGCCCAAGAAAGAAUUGCCAUGUCGUUUUAGAAGACGAUUCGCAUGUACUCAACUGUGAACACCGGAAAUACCUGACAGUGAAUAUUAACGAAAAGCCGACCACAUUACAAGUAGACACAGCUUCUGAUCUAACCAUAAUCAGCAUGCGAACAUGGGAGGACAUCGGUUCUCCAGAACUGAGACCAUCAGAGAUCAUAGCGUGGGCGUCGAACCAGACGCGUAUGGAAUUUGAAGGUGCUUUCCAGGCGACUGUCAGUUUUCGAAAGAUGGCGUGCCUCGCAGAUGUCUAUGUGUCGAAGACCCGUAACAAUCUUCACGGAAAUAAGACGAUCUCCGAACUGGCAUUGUGGAACUGUCUCUUUGACGAAAUUUGCAGCGCGGUGCACAACACUACUGAGGAGGUCCUGAAGAAUUAGUGUAUGGAACGCAUGGAGAACGCGGUCGGCAGGUACACGAAGACGAAGAUAAGUUUGAAAGUGAAGCCGGAGAAAAAGCCAGUCUUCAAGCAGAGCCGACGAGUCCCGUUUGCGGUGCAGUCGUCCGUAGAAGCUGAACUAGAAAGACUACAGACAAAGGGCAUAAUCUAUCCUACCAAUUAUUCAGCUUGGGCUGCUCCAGUCGUGGCAGUGAAGAAACCCAACGGACAAAUACGAUUAUGAGUGGAUUAUUCAACGGUCCUGAAUGACGCACUAGAAGAUUAUAAUUACCCGCUGCCAACCUUAGAGCAGAUUUUUGCUACUCUCAAUGGAGGGAAAGUCUUUGCAAGGAUCUAUCUAUCCGAAGCUUACUUGCAAAUUGAGGUGGGCGAGAAAUCACAGAAACUUUUGACCAUAAAUACGCAUAAGGGUCUCUUCAGAUAUACUCGUCUAAACUACGGCGUGAAAACGGCACCCAGUUUGUUCCAGCAGAUCAUGCGCGCAAUGCUUACGAAUGUUCCCGGGACUAUUGCAUAUCUGGACGAUAUUUUGGUUGUUGGUAGCUCAGAGGAAGAGCUGACUCAAAGGCUGGACCAGGUUGUGGACAAUCUGCUCGACUACGGCCUUAAGAUCAAUAUGGAGAAAAGUGAAUUUUUGCGGAAGGAGAUCCACUACCUCGGAUUCAUUGUCAACGAUAAUGGGCGUGCACCUGACCCAGAGAGGGUGAAGGCAUUCCUGAACAUGAAAGUGCCGAAGAACACGAAGGAGCUGCGAUCGUUUAUGGGGUUGGUCAGCUACAAGAGUCCCUUCAUCACUGGGUUGCACAGUUUAAAACCUCCACUCAGACGACUUCUGUGCAAGGACGUGGAGUUUAUUUGGUCACCAGAAUGUCAAAACGCAUUUGAUGCCAUAAAGACAAAGAUAUGCGACUCAACUAUGCUAUCGCGCUUCGAGGCUGACAAAGAAACCAUUGUCCAGGCAGACGCCUCUGAUUACGGCUUAGGCGGAGUGCUCCUUCAGAAGGACGCAGAUGGGAGAGUCCAGCCCAUCAUGCAUGCCGCCAGGUCACUGACGAAGGCAGAACGGAAUUAUAGCCAGAUUGAAAAGGAGGCACUGGCCAUUAUCUUCGCCGUACAGAGAUUUCAUCUGUUCAUUUAUGGCAGACCCUUCACACUGCACACUGAUCAUCAACCACUAAAGUUCCUUUGGGGUGCUAACCGUGGUGUUCCCCAGAACAUAGCUAGGAGAAUACAACGCUGGAGUACUAUUCUUCAAAACUAUGCCUUUCAGAUCCAAUAUGUGUCCACUCAGAAGUUUGGAGUUCCGGACGCUUUAUCACGACUGAGUACAGGCAACGAAAAUCAAGGGGACAUGGUUGUCGCAAGUACGCUAAUGCAAGAUGAUGACAAGUUUAGAGGUGUCAUCCGACAGUUGCCGCUCACAGCCGAGCACAUCAGGGCCACCACUGCAGCAGACCCACUUUUGCGCCAGGUGAAAGAGUCUACUCGGAACGGUUGGCUCAGCGACGACAAAGUACACCCAUCGAUAAAGCCUUUCAGGAACAGAAAGGAACAGUUGUAUAUCACGGAAGACUGCAUAAUGUGCGAUGGUAAAGUGGUGAUUUCAGCCAGAUAUCAGCAGUAA
Spirometra erinaceieuropaei is the source of this 2937-nucleotide messenger RNA. NCBI's taxonomy places the organism in Eukaryota, Metazoa, Platyhelminthes, Cestoda, Diphyllobothriidea, Diphyllobothriidae. The record is from the annotation of a GenBank genome assembly.